AUGAGGAUCGGUUGCCUCCAGUUUGCUCCGCAGGUUGGAGACAUCGACAAUAACCUCAACCGAGCCGAUGCGGUCCUAAACAAGUCACCCGAUCUGGAAGACUUGGAUCUCCUCGUACUUCCUGAGUUGGCUUUCACUGGCUACAACUUCCAUUCACUGGCGCAAAUAACGCCGUUCCUUGAACCGUCGGGCUCGGGUAUCAGUUCAUUGUGGGCACGCACAACCGCCCUUAAACUCAAUUGCAAUGUUGUGGUGGGCUACCCUGAAAAGGUCGAUGUGGCGAACAAAUGGCCAACGUCUCCCGAGUUCUACAACUCCGCCAUCAUGGUAAACAGAGACGGAGAGACAAUAGCGAAUUACCGCAAGUCUUUCCUUUAUGCAAUUGACGAGACCUGGGCUCUCGAAGGUCGAGACGGAUUCUACGAGGACGAGAUCCCCGACCUUGGUACUGUGGCCAUGGGAAUUUGCAUGGACAUCAAUCCGUACAAAUUCGAAGCACCCUGGCAUGCGUUCGAGUUUGCGUUUCACGUUCUCGAGAUUCAGGCAAACCUAGUCAUCCUGACUAUGGCCUGGGUUACGCGUGAACACCCUCGUUCAUUUACGCAGUUACCACAAGAGCCUGACUUGGAGACACUAAAAUACUGGAUUCAGCGCCUGGAGCCUAUUAUUCGGAGUGAAAAUGAAGAAGAAAUCAUAAUCGUCAUCGCCAACCGCACAGGCGUCGAGGACGAUUGUGUCUUCACUGGAAGUAGCACUGUUCUCGGCGUGAAGAAAGGAGAGGUGAACCUGUAUGGCCUUCUAGGACGUGGCGUCAAGGAAGUUUUGGUGGUCGAUACCUCGAGAAAGCCAUUUGCCAAAGUUGUCAAAGAUGACACUGGCGAAGAGGUUGAAGCUGGUGGCGCAUAUAAGCAGCCGCCGCUGGCUCAAGCUACGGGGCAGUCAACUAAAUCCAUGCCGUCCACGCCGACGAGCUCAGCGUCUGGUAGCUCGCCUUCCAAAGGCACACUGAAUGGGGAGCACCGGCCAAGACGAGACCACACACCGGAAGCCAUACCAGCCACUGCUAAGCCGCACACCAAAUCUCCAACAUUGACCUCGCCCCGUUGA
This is a messenger RNA of Grosmannia clavigera kw1407, 1107 nucleotides long. RefSeq names its product carbon-nitrogen family protein. The record is from RefSeq and is a predicted model, not a curated record. Gene Ontology annotation, molecular function: protein-N-terminal asparagine amidohydrolase activity; protein-N-terminal glutamine amidohydrolase activity. Lineage: Eukaryota; Fungi; Ascomycota; Sordariomycetes; Ophiostomatales; Ophiostomataceae. Gene Ontology annotation, biological process: protein catabolic process. The transcript is spliced from 4 exons. Bases 1 to 1107 code for a protein of 368 amino acids.